Molecule: messenger RNA, 2425 nt
Organism: Polypterus senegalus (gray bichir)
Lineage: Eukaryota; Metazoa; Chordata; Cladistia; Polypteriformes; Polypteridae
Product: NACHT, LRR and PYD domains-containing protein 3-like
Exons: 7
Coding region: 344-2425 (693 amino acids)
Cellular component (GO): cytoplasm
Source: RefSeq, a predicted model, not a curated record
CCUUGAGAGCUGACAGACAAGCCGAGUCCUGCUGUGGUCUGAGGUGCGGCCUCACAGCUGACAACACCUGCCACAGUCGAGGGGUCUGCUGCUGCUUCACUGCUGUCACUUGAAGCUGUGCAGAUGAGAGCAAUCAGGUGGCUCCCAGGACUUAAGGACAUGUCCUACCGUGACAGCCUCUGAGACUGAGAUCUGUUUAGUCUCGAGUAGAGGAGACUGUGUAAGGACCUAACCCUGCUCUUCAAAAUUCUCAAAGACUCUGCCCACUGAGAUGUCAUAUUAAUUUUAGAGAGAAGCAGCCUUCAAAGGAAACAACCUGACAUUCAACUUAGACAACCUAAAAAUGAGCGUUGACAACUUGAGUAAGAAGUUUGUUAAACUGAUCUCCAGGAAAAGAAGAUCUGACAAAGAUGUUGCUGAUUUUUCUGAACCAAACCUCUUGCUGGACAUUCAGGCCAGUCUCCAGCCCUCUCCCAUUAAGGCUCAUAUUAAAGGCAUUUAUGAGACACACAGAGAUGGUGUGUCUAAAUCCACAAGAAUUCUGGAGGAUCAGGCUUCUCUUGGUGAUCCACGCAUGAGAGCUGUGAGCUUUGAAACUCGAUACACAGAGCUGAUGGUCAUCAAACAGUACAAAAGAACCUACAAUGAGAGGCUCCAUGAACUUGAGAAGAUGGGGAAGACUCAUGCAGAGCUAAUAGAGGAGCGCACAAAAGAGAAAUGUGAGCGAAUCUGGACUGAACAGCUCUUUAGGAGGAGUCCUGGAAGUGAGAUUACUCCCCGUACUGUAGUGGUCAGUGGGGUGGCUGGAAUUGGGAAGACCACCAUGGUCCAGAAGAUCAUGUUUGACUGGGCCAGAGGCACUCAGUACCAGAGGUUUGCUUUUGUGUUUCUUUUUAAAUUUAGGGAACUCAACCUACUAGACACAGAGUCAGAACCACAGAUGCCUCUGACCAGGCUGAUUGCAAGGCACUAUAAAUAUCUGAAUGACCCAAGACUGACAGAAAUCCUGCAGAAACCUGAAUCUCUCCUCUUUAUAUUUGAUGGACUGGAUGAGUACAAACACAAACUGGACUUUACACACAGGAAGCUCCCUUCAAACCCAAAUGACUAUUUCCCUGUCCAUAUCUUGGUCUCCAGCCUGGUCAGAAGGACAUUACUGAAAGGCUGUACAGUCCUGAUAACAACCAGACCAACAGCUCUGGAGGCCCUGGACAUGGAGAGAGUUGAUCAAUUUGCAGAGAUCCUGGGGUUCUUCCCUGAACAAAGGCUGAUAUACUUUAAGAAAUUCUUUGGUGAUGCUGAUUUGGGUGCUGAGGCUUUUCAGUAUGUGGAGGAGAAUGCCAUCCUGUACACCAUGUGCUUCAACCCCUCGUACUGCUGGAUUAUCUGCUCUGUGCUGAAAAGUCACUUCAUGACACCUGAAGAAGAGCGAGGAGCUGCCCCCAGAACUGUCACCGAGCUCUUUGUGAUGUUCCUUCACAACAUCCUCACCAAUCAUAAGCGAGAAGCCAAGAACCAGCGAGAGAUUCUGAUCAAACUAGGAAAUAUGGCUUAUUAUGGGGUGGUGAAUAGGACUCUUGUGUUUUAUGAGAAGAUGGAGAUGUCCUCCUUUGCUCUCCAGCCAGUUAUGCUGUCUCCAUUCCUCUCAGGGAUCCUCAAAGAAAUCCUUCAGAGAGAAAGCACUCUGGAGCACACGACAUACACAUUCUAUCACCUCACCCUGCAGGAGUUCAUGGCCGCCUGCUCCUUUUACCUCGAUCCAUCAGGGGGCAUCGAGGAGCUGCUUGUGAAGCUGGAGUCAUGUGAAGAUGGCCGGUUUGAGAUUCUCACUCGAUUUCUGGCAGGACUGGCCAGACCUUCUGUUUUUAAAACACUGGGGGGAGUCCUGGGGGAGUUUGAGAGGAAGACAGCAAAGCAGAUACUGGAGUGGGUGAAGAAGAUAGCUGAAGAAGUGCUACGCGGACAAAAUAAACGUGAAGCUCUACGAGUGUGUCAGUGGCUCUAUGAGACUCAGAAUAAGAGAUUAAUAGGAGACGCUAUUGGGAAAGAUUUAAAGAUGGACUUUAGUAUGAUGAGUUUAUCUCCUCUGGACUGUGUUGUGCUGGGCUCUGUCAUCAGCUGCUGUGGAAAACUUGAGGAGCUCAACCUGUCCAGGACACAGCUCACUUCAGAGUGCAUCAUGAGACUGACGCCGGGGCUCAUUUGCUGCAGACAGGUCAACAUGACAUGGUGUCGUCUCACCUCCACAUGCUGCUCAGCUCUCUGCUCAGCUCUUUCUGCUCCAUACUCACGACUGACUGAACUGAACCUGAGCAACAAUGAGAACCUGGAGGACUCAGGAGUGGAUCAGCUGUGUGUGGGGCUGAGGAGUGAAAACUGCAAAUUAGAGAAACUGAGGCCCAAAGACUCAUCUCCCAGGACGUGA